AAGUUAGAUAAAAUUUCUAUGUUUAUGUUAUGAAAUGGUAAGAAUGGUAUGUUAUGAGAAUAAUGAUAUGCCAUGUAUGUUGAUGGACUAUAAAAUAUGAAGUAUUGUGUAGGAAAAUCUUUUCUAUAUUUGGGAAUAAUUCUUGUGUAGCUGUAUAGUUGAUAUUUUAUUUAUUAUACGGUAUAUUAUUCUGUAAUAUAAGGAGAUUAAUUAAUAGGAUUAUUCUCUUAUUUAUUGUAAUUAUUCUUUCCCUCUUUUAUAGGGAUAUUUGUACUCAAUAUAUACAUAAUUUUUGUUUAGAAAUAAUAUACAUAAAUUACCCAAUAAUAUUUUCUUGGUAUCAUAGACAAAAUCGCACUCUUCCCAAAACCUAAUCACACGGCUUCAUCUUCCUCAUCUUUUCACAAUCGUAUAAACCCUAGCUGCUAAUCACAUCUGAAGCCAAUCCCACCAUGUCUGAAACUCUGCCAACACCCAAGCCAACUCCACAAAUGCCAAUCCCACCAAUUCCACCUCUGUUCCAGCCAAAACCACCACUUUCGAUUCCCACUAUGUCCAAAUAACCAGCAUUCGCUUAAAUGGAGACAACUUUCUGAGAUGGUAUCAAUUUUUUCAGAUGUGUAUGAGAGCCUGAGGAAAAAUGGGAUAUCUAAUUGGUGAAAAGAAGGCUCUGUUGGAGACUGAUCCCACCUAUGACAAUUGGGAUGCAGAAAAAUUUAUGGUAAUGGCGUGGCUUGUUAAUGCUAUGGAGGAAGAUAUCAUCUCAAAUUAUGUGUGUUAUCCCACAGCGAAGGAACUAUGGGACAAUGUUAUUUAGAUAUACUCUAAUUUGAAAAAUCAAUCUCAAAUAUUUGAAUUGAAUGUCAAACUUGGAGAGAUAAGGCAAGAGGAGGACAGCGUUACAAAAUACUUCAAUUCAUUGAAGUGAAUAUGGCAAGAUUUGGAUCUCUUUGACACCUAUGUAUGAAAAUCGGUUGAAGAUGGAAAACAUCACAAGAAAACUAUUGAGAAGAUGCAAAUUUACAAAUUCUUGGCUGGUCUCAAUGUGGAUUUUGGUGAGGUAAGGGGGAGAAUUAUUGGAAGGCAGACCUUGCCUCCAAUUGGUGAAGUAUUCUCAGAGGUCAGGAGGGAGGAGAGUCGACGGAGUGAUAUGCUUGGAAAGAAGGCACUUGGGUCUACUAUUGAAGGCUCAUCACUAGAUGUUGGAGGAAGUUACAGCAAGAACAAUUCAUAUCCUCCUAAAUCUGAUGAAAAACCACGAGUUUGUUGUGAUUUCUUAAACAAGCAUCGCCAUACUCAUGAAACUUGUUGGAGGAUUCAUGGAAAACCUGCAAAUUGGAAGAGAAAAGUUGAGAGAUCAAAUUGUACACUUGUUCCCAAUGAAGCCGAGACCAAUUCUUUCACCAAGGAGCAACUCAAUCAUCUUCAUGCAUUGCUGAAAUCCAAUUCGAACUCUUAUGGUAUUAUUCCAUCUACUGCUUCUAUUGCACAAUCAGGACCAGAGUUCGGGGAAGACGAUUGGCAGUGCUAAGAUGAUUAAUGGUCUCUAUUAUUUUGAAGAUAAUAUUUCAAAGAAUAAAAUUGCUCAGGGGUUUAUUAGCAUUAGUUAUUUUUCUGUUCAUGAUCAAAUAGUGGUUUAGCAUGAUAGAUUGGGCCAUCCUAGUUCUCUAAUUUAAAACAUUUAUUUCCAACUUUGUUUAAACGGUUAAAAUCUUUAUUUUUUCAGUGUGAAAGUUGUUUAUUGGCGAAAAGCCAAUGCAAGUCUUAUGUUAAA
Molecule: messenger RNA, 1774 nt
Organism: Humulus lupulus (European hop)
Lineage: Eukaryota; Viridiplantae; Streptophyta; Magnoliopsida; Rosales; Cannabaceae
Exons: 2
Coding region: 1013-1531 (172 amino acids)
Source: RefSeq, a predicted model, not a curated record